AUGGCCGCCGUUUUCUACACGACAAUAUACUUCGUAAAAGAUCGCAUUUCAUCGGUCGUGUCUUGGACCUUUUUUGACGGCACAGAAGAUGCGAUUACUACAAGCGAUCUCUUUCCUGGAAAACUUCGUGCAAUCUCGGACCCUUUGGCUCAGACACGAUUAUUAUCACGAGCAAUAGUGACCAUACACGUCAAAAAUGACACGACCCACAUUCUGGACCUUCUGGAUUCGCUCGGAACGCCCUACUCAUCAUCACUGCAAAUGUCGCGUUUCGAUGUACACUGGGUCGUUGACCUCUUUGAUCGCCAGUUCAAUACCUAUCAAAAACACCAAAUCCGUCAUGACGUAAUUGAGAGAAGGGCGCUCCCUGCAUCUGAAUACUGUACAUCUCGUAACGAAGGAAAUAUCCGCAAGGAGCGCAAGCUCAACAAAAAGUUAUAUAGCGACUUCAAGGAGGAAACGUGUUUGAAAACUGACAUUGGUAAUACUAAUCUGGAGGUGUGGACCAUUUUUUGGACGCAGCCAGAUAUAGAGGAACUGUACAGUGACAUUGCUGAUGUCGUCGUAAGCUCCUCUUCGCAGCACGUCCCGAUGACUCAGACGACCUUACAUUACUUCAAGGAACUUCUACCAGGUGGAAGAUACAGUUUUGUUGUUUGUGUCUACAGUCAUCGUCCACACGUUGGCGCAUGGGACAAAGAACUCGUCGAUGGUCUUCCUUCGAUCGUGAAAUGGAUCGCCUCAUUGGGUUCCAUGGUCGACGUUCAGGCUGCUCUAGUGAAUACAGGGUGUCUAACUCAAGUGACGCCUCAUAGAAAAAAAAGUCUCUCCAAUACACUUUUAUGCAUGGAUGAUGUGACGGCAACGACGGGUUUAUACGUAAUCAUUGCCGCGAUGCCUCAGUUUUCCGCCGCUGAGCGUUUUUUGCUUGACCUCGAGUGA
Molecule: messenger RNA, 942 nt
Organism: Guyanagaster necrorhizus
Lineage: Eukaryota; Fungi; Basidiomycota; Agaricomycetes; Agaricales; Physalacriaceae
Exons: 9
Coding region: 1-942 (313 amino acids)
Source: RefSeq, a predicted model, not a curated record